GGUGGGCACAGCCUGGGGAAGGAGAAAUUAAGAGGCAAUAGCAACAAACAAGCCCAAUAUCCACAUCAGAUAGAGGCGUGGAACAGCAAGGAAAAGAAAAAGCAGCUAAAGGUGCUAUAAAGGACCGUGCAAGCAAAGGGAUUUGGAUUUUCUCUUCUCCCACUUUCCGGAGCAAAAUGGGACAGCAGUUUACCAACGCUGAAGGGGAACAGACAGAGAUCGACGUUGCUGAAUUGCAGGAAUGGUAUAAGAAAUUUGUGGUUGAAUGUCCCAGUGGAACCCUCUUCAUGCAUGAAUUCAAGAGGUUCUUCGGCGUCCAGGAUAACCACGAAGCAGCAGAGUACAUUGAAAACAUGUUCAGAGCUUUUGAUAAGAAUGGGGAUAACACCAUUGAUUUUCUGGAAUACGUGGCUGCCUUGAAUCUUGUUUUACGGGGAAAACUGGAGCACAAGCUGAGGUGGACGUUCAAAGUGUAUGACAAGGAUGGGAAUGGCUGCAUAGACAAACCUGAGCUGCUAGAAAUUGUUGAGUCCAUCUACAAGCUGAAGAAAGUGUGUCGAUCAGAGGUGGAGGAGAGGACUCCGCUGCUCACACCAGAGGAGGUUGUGGACAGGAUAUUUCAGUUGGUGGAUGAGAAUGGGGAUGGCCAGCUGUCCCUGGAUGAGUUCAUCGAUGGGGCCAGGAAGGACAAGUGGGUGAUGAAGAUGUUGCAAAUGGAUGUAAACCCCGGGGGAUGGAUCUCAGAGCAGAGGCGGAAAAGUGCUUUGUUUUGAGGGAGCCCAGUUUUGACAUGGCUGGAGAUGUGAUGCAGACUGUGGCUGUGGCUCUGUGACUCCAGGAUGUAGUGGCUUUCCUUGUCAAUACAAUCUCAGCAUCCAGAUGAAAACUGCAGCGGCUAAAGAAGCC
Gallus gallus (chicken) is the source of this 906-nucleotide messenger RNA. RefSeq names its product guanylate cyclase activator 1B (gene GUCA1B). The record is from RefSeq and is marked provisional. Gene Ontology annotation, cellular component: photoreceptor inner segment; cone photoreceptor outer segment. Lineage: Eukaryota; Metazoa; Chordata; Aves; Galliformes; Phasianidae. Gene Ontology annotation, biological process: visual perception. Gene Ontology annotation, molecular function: calcium ion binding; calcium sensitive guanylate cyclase activator activity.